CUUCGGCGGGCUUUAUGUUGAAUAACACGUGGUUCGCUGAAAGCGAAUGCUUUAAAAAAUAUUCAAUUUAGUGCUAUUUAACAAGUCGCGAAAGACUGUAACUAAAAUGGUCUUCAAGAAGUACUUUGCCUUAACCAUUGUUUCCUUUCUUAUAGUGAACACUUUAGGAGCCGCCGUUAUAAACAGGAGGUCGGCUGAUGGUGAUAUAGAAAUUUGCAAAAAGAAUACACCCUGCGGAUGGGGAGUUUACAACAGAUUCUCGCGCUUAGUCAAUUACUUUAUGAAAAAUAACUGCACGUGUCCCAAAGACACAUCGUGCAUUCGAGUGGACGAUGAUAUAUCAACGGCGGCAUUUAUCUACAAGUGUAAAGUACCUAUUAAAGUUGAUAAAGCUAACAGCACAAAGAACAACUAUUAAGAUUAAUAUUUUUUAUAACUUAGGAAAUUUUUUAUACCUUACAAAAAUUUGAAAGAAUUUGUUGCAAUGGUAGCCAGUACUUAUUAUUAUUGUAAACAUGUAGUAUAGGUCUAAUUUAUUGUUUUUAUACCUACUAACCGAAGAAAAUCAUAACAGUAUUAGUUCGUAGUUGUUUACUAGAUGUGUAUUGCAAUAUUGUAGGCCGUAGAGUGAAGACUAGAACCUACCUUUAGCCAAUUAAGUUUGUAAAUACCUCAAGUCAAUACAACAUAGAAUUUAAGAAGUACAUAAUAUAUGCGCUUUAAUUUUUGUAUUUUUAAAAAUGUGUUAGCUUGGAGCUCUGAUGCAGUCCCUGGAAACACGUCAAAACGAAGAUCUAGGAAGUGGAGUAAAAACUUAUCGUUCUACUGCGCUAUUCAGUUUCGAAAGGGACCCACAAAAAUAAAGUUGAGGUUUUACAAGAAAUACUUUUAUUUAUGCAAAUGGAAAUGUUCAUUCUACAAUAUACCUAACGUUAAAUACCUACAACUGAAAUAUUGGAUCUAUAACUUCAUUUUUAGAUUUGUAUAUGAGAAGGUACCAAUUUUGAAAAAAUGACGCUCACUAAUGAUGAAGUGAUAGCAGAGGGAGUUGUGUAUUAACUGAUGCUUCUUCAUCUUCUGACCUUCAUAGCAGUUCUAAAUUCUAAUUAAAGGUCUUGACGCGAUGAAACGUUUUUGUCAUCCCCGCCUUCUGUGCUAUGACUCCAUAAAGUAAUUCGAUCAUACUCCUCAAUAUAUAUACUUUGGAAAAAAGUGUCGAAAGAGAGCAAAAUUCAACGUAAUUCUGAAUGUUAUUAUUAUUAUUAUUAUAAACUUGUGAAAAAUAAAUCCGUAUUUUUUUAUUGUACCUAAUUUAAAAUGCAAGUCAAAAAUGGAUAGAUAGGUAAUUUGAAUAAUUAAAUUUAAUAGCUGCUUAUUCAAUAACAGUGUUCAAAAGUAACAAAGAUGAAAUAAAAUAGUAAUUCUGUUUAGAAGUUUA
Photinus pyralis (common eastern firefly) is the source of this 1438-nucleotide messenger RNA. RefSeq lists its product as uncharacterized. The record is from RefSeq and is a predicted model, not a curated record. The transcript is spliced from 3 exons. NCBI's taxonomy places the organism in Eukaryota, Metazoa, Arthropoda, Insecta, Coleoptera, Lampyridae. The coding region runs from base 107 to 418 and encodes 103 amino acids.